AUGGAGUUUUUCAUUUCUAAAGUACUUAAAAAACUCCCAAAAUUAAUAUCAAACUCACCCUCAUCAUUACAACCGAUAUGUGGACCAUCUUAUUUAAUAACGAGUAAAAGAUGGGGUCACAAUAAAUGGUUCCCUGAUAGAAGGUAUUUUGAAGAAUAUAGGAAAGACCAUCCUAUUCCGCAACCUCUUAUAGAUAGAGAUACAGUAGAGAAAUACAAUCCAUUUUUGGAUGAUGAACCAAAUACGGAAAUUCAAAAUGUUGUUUUAAAUUUUGGUCCUCAACACCCAGCUGCUCACGGUGUGCUAAGAUUAAUUUUAGAGUUGAGAGGAGAGAGAGUAGCAAAAUGUGAUCCACAUAUAGGUCUUCUUCACAGAGGAACAGAAAAAUUAAUCGAAUAUAAAACUUAUACUCAAGCUUUACCAUAUUUCGAUAGGCUGGAUUAUGUUUCGAUGAUGUGUAAUGAACAGUGCUAUUCGCUUGCAGUUGAAAAACUUCUAAAUAUUGAAGUGCCUCUGAGAGCGAAAUAUAUAAGAACCAUGUUUGCAGAAUUAACGAGAAUUUUAAAUCAUUUAAUGGGUAUUGGAACUCAUAUUCUCGAUGUCGGUGCUUUGACUCCUUUUUUUUGGUUUUUCGAAGAACGUGAAAAACUUAUGGAAUUUUAUGAAAGAGUAUCUGGAGCUCGUAUGCAUGCGGCAUACAUUAGACCAGGAGGAGUUAGCCAAGAUCUGCCACUUGGAUUAAUGGACGAUAUUCAUCAAUUUUUAACAAAGUUUGGAUCAAUUUUAGAUGAUGUUGACGACGUUUUAACAAACAAUCGGAUUUGGGUUGACAGAACUCAAAAUAUCGGUGUCAUUUCAGCAGAGGAUGCACUCAAUUACGGUUACACGGUUCCCCCGGGUGCAACUUAUACGGCAAUCGAAGCUCCUAAAGGGGAAUUCGGAGUUUAUCUAGUAUCGGAUGGAAGUUCGAAACCGUACAGGUGUAAAAUCAAAGCUCCAGGUUUUGCACAUUUAGCAGCUUUGGAUAAAAUCGGAAAAGGUUUAUUCCUUGCCGAUAUCGUCGCCAUUAUCGGAACGUUAGAUAUAGUUUUCGGAGAAGUAGAUCGUUAA
Pediculus humanus corporis (human body louse) is the source of this 1110-nucleotide messenger RNA. RefSeq names its product NADH-ubiquinone oxidoreductase 49 kDa subunit, putative. The coding region runs from base 1 to 1110 and encodes 369 amino acids. Gene Ontology annotation, biological process: mitochondrial electron transport, NADH to ubiquinone. The transcript has 7 exons. The record is from RefSeq and is a predicted model, not a curated record. Gene Ontology annotation, molecular function: quinone binding; NADH dehydrogenase (ubiquinone) activity; NAD binding. Lineage: Eukaryota; Metazoa; Arthropoda; Insecta; Psocodea; Pediculidae.